AUGGAUCCUAACGGACCACAACUUUUUGGAGAAGACAUUAUGAAACUAAUCAAAAAUAAUGUUCCGUCUGGAGUUCCAUAUUCUAAUUGCCGGGUUGGUAUCAUGCUCGAGUCGGAUGAAACUUCUGAGGCUAUCGAACUUUCUUUCAAACCUUUGAAAAAACUUUCCUCGGAAGAUAUAGUUCAAAGCAUGGAAGAAAUGUCUCAAUGGAAGAAAUGUCUCAACCUUCCGUCUGGCAAUAGAAGAAAAACAAGUUCGACAAGGCCAGGCUUCUCGAUCAGAUGGCAUUUGGGAAAGAGUCGAAAACAGUCGAAAACUAGCGAAGAAAGAGGAGUUGCACAACGAGUGGCAGAAACUGGACAGGUGCAAGAACCAGUAAAUACCUCAACUCGAGCAGGAAAACUUACACACGGACAAACUAAUUUCCAGACAAAAUGUUUCGAUCCGUGUAUCCCUGGUUCUUUUUUAUUUAAAUGCCGUAGCAACUACAACGCCAACGCGAAGCCAAAUAUCGACCCGAAGACUUCUCCACCCGAGACAACUACAAUUGCUGUUGAAACUACAGAAUCCCUGAUCACCACAUCAACUACUGGAAGCAGCAACACCAAGACUAUCAUCGUCACUUGUUGUAUCAUCGGAGUCGUGAUCCUUCUCUGCGUCGGAAUCGCCGUGUUCUAUUUCCGUCGGAAGAAGGCGUCUUCUGGUACGAAAGAUAUCAAUUCAGUCGAGUCGAAUAGCAAAACGAAUAAGAAGAAUAAGAAGGAUGCACAAUUUGCCAGAUAUUAG
Caenorhabditis remanei is the source of this 786-nucleotide messenger RNA. RefSeq lists its product as uncharacterized. Lineage: Eukaryota; Metazoa; Nematoda; Chromadorea; Rhabditida; Rhabditidae. The record is from RefSeq and is a predicted model, not a curated record. The coding region runs from base 1 to 786 and encodes 261 amino acids. The transcript has 3 exons.